This is a messenger RNA of Boleophthalmus pectinirostris (great blue-spotted mudskipper), 3061 nucleotides long. It is a transcript of the gene sh3rf2, whose product is annotated as SH3 domain containing ring finger 2. Gene Ontology annotation, biological process: positive regulation of JNK cascade; protein ubiquitination; positive regulation of proteasomal ubiquitin-dependent protein catabolic process. Lineage: Eukaryota; Metazoa; Chordata; Actinopteri; Gobiiformes; Gobiidae. Bases 248 to 2719 code for a protein of 823 amino acids. The transcript is spliced from 11 exons. Gene Ontology annotation, molecular function: ubiquitin protein ligase activity; protein binding. The record is from RefSeq and is a predicted model, not a curated record.
CAGUACUGCGGCAGACAUAGCUUUGUCCCGCCGCUCGUGAGCUCGUUCUGCUUUCCGUCCUCCACUCUGCGUCACGUUGACGUGAAGAAGUUAGACAUUUUCUAAUCAGAGAGUAUAAGACAAAACAGUUGUCUGCCGUCCAACAAACGUCAUGUAAGUGUACAUUUGUACGUUCUGUUUUGCUGUGUUGCUAAACGGAUACAGCGUGUCGCAAAACCCCGGUCUUACCUGUGCAGCCAGCCGUAACAUGCUGGAUCACUUUGUCUCAGAUGUACCUGGAAUAGUCCCAAACAGAGUUGGUCCUAUGAAAAUGGAGGAACUGUCUCUCAUGGCCCUGUUGGAAUGUCCCCUGUGCUUGGAACAGCUAGACGCAUCAGCUAAGGUCCUGCCCUGCCAGCACACUUUCUGUAAAUCCUGUUUACAAAGACAGGAGAAGGUGCACCCCCAGCUGCUGUGCCCAGAGUGCCAAACACCGGCCCUUGUACGGACAGCAGAGGAGCUCCCCACUAACCUCAUGCUUGUGCGACUUCUGGAGCAGCUGCAGGUCACCCAGGGGCCCACAAAGAUCACACUGAUGCCCCAUUACAAUGUGCCCUCAUCCCUCUCCCAGCCCAGAGUUGAAGACACUGAAGGAAUGCAGUUAGAAAGCUAUGGGCACAGGGACAAGCAAGGCCAGAGUGAGGUUUCUGCUAGAUCUUCAUUGCAAAACCAACGUAGAGUUUUGAUGAGUGACUCCGUCUUUAUCUCUGGAAAUGGAGUGUCCCUGGCAGAUGAAGACUUGGACUAUGGAAACCCCAAUGACAGCAGAAGGGUGUGCAGCAGUGCCCCCAGUGGCUUGGCACCUUUAUGCAGAGCACUUUCUGAUUUCAGCCCUCAAGAGAUGAACUUGCAGGACAGUCAGUACUGCCUCGCCUUCCUCAAGGGAGAUAUCCUCACUUUUAUCAGACGAGUGGAUGAACACUGGAUUGAAGCCAAGCUAGGGGCCAAAGCUGGAAUUUGCCCUCUGCAGUUUCUAGAGCCAAAUUCAGUGACCUCAAAACUACUUGAAGGUAAAGGUCGAAAGGGAAGUGACUCAAAAGAAUCCCAAUACUGGACCAGCAGUGGAAGCAAAAGCAAGGCCAUUGACGCAUCAAGUAGGACCACUCACAUCGGACCCCCUCAAAUCUCAGGACAGACAUCUAUUGUUAAUGCUCAGACCUUUUCUAACCAUCGGAAACAGCCCACAGCCACUGGGAAUAACCUGUAUACAUCCAAAGGUGAGGGGGCUGCCAUCAACAGCUUCAACCACAAGAGUCAUCACCACCGCUCUGUUCCCACAGCAGCUGGAAGCCACUCAUAUCCGUCCAGAGGGAACUCUCAGCGAAGACGUCACUCUGACAAUUCACACAGACGUCUGUCACAGAGUGAUAAGAGGAUGUCCAAUGAGGCUCCACCCACUCUGACACUGAUGAACCCUCAAAUGUCAUCAGCCGACGGCAUACACUCCUCCACACAGCAGCUUUCCAUCAGUGUUUGUGCUGUCCUCUACUCUUAUAAACCACGGCGUCCAGAAGAGCUGGAGCUGAGAAGAGGAGAAAUGGUGGGAGUAUAUGGCAAGUUUAAAGAAGGCUGGCUCCGUGGGCUAUCUUUACGAACUGGCAAAGUGGGCAUUUUACCAAGUAACUAUAUAACGCCUGUGCUGAGAACAUCUGCCAAACUUUUUGAGACGAAAGUAGCCAGUGCCUCGUCACAAUACAACUCACUAGCUGGGAGGAAACCCACAGCUGCUAGGAACCCUGCUGUGGUACUUGCCCUUGAUAAAGUAAAUGCUGAUGGAACAAUAUACCCAGCAGGACAAACUCCAGUUGUACCCAAUGGAGCACAGCAUACUAUAUCAUCAACAGGAAAAGGGUCCUUUCACGGGGGUUCUCAGGGUUGGGACACUGUUAGGCGCAUUUUCAACCCACACAGAGGGUUAAAUCAGUUCAACCAAAUGUCAAAUACAAAUAGCCCAUCCAACACAAGGCACUUUGCUCAAGUUCAAGCAUCUGGCUACUCACCAGCCUUGCAGAGAAAGAAGAACAUCAACAUCCUGACCAACUGUGUCAGACCAUUUGGAUGGAUGAGUGAGUCAAUAGCGCCCUCUGCUGCUUAUCACAAAGACAGGGACUUUUCUCCAGCACUUGAGCCAGCAUUUCAGCAGCCACCUACUGCUCCACAAUCUAUCCUUGUUAGACCUGACUCUCUUAGAAACCUAGGAGAAAAGCCUGCUAAGUCAGUGCGUUUCCUUACUGAUGAAGAAUCCCCACCUAUAAGAAGACGCACCUCCUCCUGGUCUGCGGGACAGGUUGCAUCUAGUACCCAGUCUGGGGUCUCUCCUCUGGAAAUAUGGGCGCCAUCACUCACACUGGGCAGAGAUGGACCAGGGAUAAUCCUGAAAGAAGGAAAAGCUAUUUUCAGAAAAGGCCUGGAAACAACUACUGCAGAUCUGAACUCAAAUGCUUCAGUAUUGCCCCAGCCAUCGUUUGCUGCUGUGUCAGCUCAAUUUAGCCCCACCAGACACAGAGUGACCAAAACUCAUUUAGCACAGAUGGACUCUGAGCUCACUCUAGUUCAAGGAGAGCUUGUACUGGUCCACAGACCGCGGCCUGAUGGACGUUUCCUUGUGACACAGGAAAGCAGUGGACACACAGGCUUGUUCCAAAAAAACAUCCUUCAAGUACUGGAGAGACUCAGCUGACUGAUAGUGUUUACCUGCUAUCAAAAUAUAAAAUUUUUGUUGUCAAGCUGCCAAAGAGGUCUGCAUAAGUAAACAAUGAGACACUAUGAGUUCCAAAGAAAUUAAUGCUGCCAAUUUGAAAUCCCACUGAUUGUAUUGCGUGCAUCAUGGUGUGCUGUGUCUAUAAGUUGUACGAUGUAGUGUAUGUUAUAUUUAUUUCCAUGGAUUUGUGUUUUAUUCUUUACACAUGCACAUUUUGCACAUAAAUCCCAUCUAAAUUCCCUACAUAUUAUCAGUGCUUGGUGAGUGCCUUUGUCCAGCUACAGAAAGCCUAUUAAAAAAUACAAUUUCUGUAAAUAAAAC